AUGUCAGACGGAAAACUCGAGAAACCCGAAAUAGACUAUACCCCGGUCUGCGAUGUAAAAUUGCCAGAAACCGAAUUAUUAGCCCAGCAAGGGAAAUUGGCCCAAGCAUUGGAUCAAUUAUUGGCACUUGAAAAGCAGACACGUCAGGCAUCGGAUUUAGCCUCUUCUACUCGUGUGUUAGUUCAUAUAGUUAAAUUAUGUCACCAAUCGGGAGACUGGAAAUUGCUAAAUGAAUACGUGAUUUUACUUUCAAAGAAACAUGGUCAAUUGAAACAAGCUAUUACAAAGAUGGUUCAGGAAACCAUGACUUACAUUGAAAACACCCCAAAUCUUGAAACAAAACUUGAAUUGAUUGAUACUUUACGCACAGUUACCGAAGGAAAAAUAUAUGUUGAGGUUGAAAGGGCGCGUUUAACACGCAUGUUAUCCAGGAUUAGAGAAGACGAAGGCAAAAUUAAUGAAGCCGCUGAUGUUUUGCAAGAAUUGCAGGUGGAAACCUUCGGAUCAAUGGAAAAAAGAGAAAAAACGGAUUUUAUUCUUGAACAAAUGCGCUUAACUCUUGCUAAGAAGGAUUAUACACGAAUGCAAAUCAUUAGCAGGAAAAUUAAUACAAAAUUUUUUGCCGAGACAGAACAACAGGAUUUGAAACUUCGUUAUUAUGAAUUGAUGAUUCAACACGCUUUGCAUGAAGAACAAUACUUAAAUGUUUGCAAGUAUUAUCGUCAUGUUUAUGAUACACCACUUGUUAAGGAAGAUGAAAUGAAGUGGAAAGGAAUUUUAGAAAAUGUUAUUUAUUUCAUCGCGCUUUCACCUUAUGACAAUGAACAACACGAUUUGCUGCAUCGUAUAUAUGAAGAUCCUAACCUUAUUAAACUUCCGUUACAUCAUCAACUUGCAAAGAAUUUUGUAACUCCUGAGCUCAUGCGAUGGCCGAUCAUUCAACAAGUAUUCGGGGAUAUGUUAAGAAAAACACCCGUUUUUUUAAUUGGCGACGAAGCUGGAGAAAAACGUUGGGGAGAAUUACAUAAUCGCGUGAUUGAACAUAAUAUUAGGGUCUUGGCUAAAUACUAUGUCAGGAUCAGAAUGAGCAGAAUGACAUCGUUAUUGGAUCUCACCGAACAGCAAGCAGAAGAUUUCCUUGCGAAACUUGUAGAAUCGAAAACUAUUUAUGCUAAGAUAGAUAGACCAGCUGGAAUUAUAUCUUUUGCGGCUCCUAAAAACGCCAAUCAAGUAUUAAAUGACUGGUCAAACAAUAUUAAUUCCUUAUUGGGACUUAUAGAAAAGACGUGUCAUUUGAUUACGAAAGAAGAAAUGCUGCAUAGUAUUGCUCGAGUGAAAUAA
Molecule: messenger RNA, 1341 nt
Organism: Rhizophagus irregularis DAOM 181602=DAOM 197198
Lineage: Eukaryota; Fungi; Glomeromycota; Glomeromycetes; Glomerales; Glomeraceae
Cellular component (GO): proteasome regulatory particle, lid subcomplex; cytoplasm
Source: RefSeq, a predicted model, not a curated record